This is a messenger RNA of Benincasa hispida (wax gourd), 1845 nucleotides long. RefSeq names its product glycerol-3-phosphate acyltransferase 1 (gene GPAT1). The record is from RefSeq and is a predicted model, not a curated record. Gene Ontology annotation, cellular component: membrane. Lineage: Eukaryota; Viridiplantae; Streptophyta; Magnoliopsida; Cucurbitales; Cucurbitaceae. Gene Ontology annotation, biological process: cutin biosynthetic process. Gene Ontology annotation, molecular function: glycerol-3-phosphate 2-O-acyltransferase activity; phosphatase activity.
AUCUUCUCCAUAUUUCCAAAAUACCCAAAACCCACCAAUUUUCAAAAACAAAAAUGGCUGUUUUUCCAAGGCUUCUUUUCAAGCUCAUAGAAUGGGUUUUAUACCAACUCUUAGCCAAUUCAUGUUACAAAGCAGCCAAAAAAGUAAAACAAUAUGGCUUUAGCUUUACUUCCCUUUUUAGUACAAACCCAUCUCUCAAAACGCCCCAUCCAUCUUCUUUUUACCCCCACAUUUCUAAAUGCAGUCUUAAUAACAGAGCAUCCCAAACUCUUGUUUGUGACUUAAAUGGUGCACUUUUAAAUUCCUCAAAAAACUACUCUUUUUUCCCUUAUUUCAUGCUUGUUUCCUUUGAAGGUGGCUCCAUUUUUCGAGCUUUAAUCUUGCUUCUUUCAUGGCCAAUCCUCUGUUUUCUGGAUUGGGAAUCCAAAUUCAAAGCUAUGAUUUUCAUUUCCUUUUGUGGGCUCCCAAUUAAAGAUAUGGCCAAUGUUAGUACAACCGUUCUCCCUAAGUUUUUUCUUGAGAAUCUCAAUCUUCAUGUUUUUGAAGCCUUUCAAGCUACUGGCUCUAAGAUUGUUUUCACAAGUGUCCCUAGAGUUAUGGUGGAGGGGUUUUUGAGAAAUUAUUUGAAUGUUAAUGAUGUUAUAGGGACUGAAUUGCAAACUUAUGGGCAUUACUACACUGGUUUUCUUUCUCGAGAUGGUUUGCUUGUGAAACACAAAGCUUUACUUGAGUAUUUUGGUGAACAGAGGCCUGAUAUUGGCAUUGGAUCUCCAAAUCUUCAUGAUCUUCUUUUCAUUUCUCUUUGCAAGGAAGGAUAUGUUGUGAACAAGGAUGAGAAGAAAAGCCAAGUAGUAGGAAGAGAAAGAUAUCCAAAGCCAUUGAUAUUUCAUGAUGGAAGACUAGCAUUUUUACCAACUCCAUUUGCAAGUCUUUGCACAUUCCUAUGGAUCCCUUUUGGGGUUUUGCUAGCAAUUUACAGAAUUUUGAUAGGCAUUUUUCUUCCUUAUAAAUUGGGUCUUUGUUUAGGCCAUUGGAGUGGCUUAACCAUAACUCUAAAAGGCUACACAAAUACAAUAACAUCAUCAACAUCCCAAAAAAAAGGGGUUUUAUUUGUUUGUAGCCACAGAACACUUUUAGACCCUGUAUUUUUAAGUGCUUUAAUUGGGAAGCCAUUAGUUGCAGUUACAUAUAGUUUAAGCAAAUUCUCAGAAGUCAUAGCUCCAAUCAGAACUGUAAGAUUGAGUAGAGACAGGGAAAAAGAUGGUGAAAAAAUGCAAAAAUUACUUGAAGAAGGAGAUUUGGUUGUAUGUCCUGAAGGAACGACAUGUCGGGAGCCGUAUUUGUUGAGAUUUAGUCCACUUUUUGCGGAAUUGACGGAUGAAAUUGUGCCUGUUGCAGUUAAUUCAUGGGUGAGUAUGUUUUAUGGGACGACAGCAAGUGGAUUUAAAUGGUUGGAUCCAAUUUUCUUUUUGAUGAAUCCGAGGGCAAAUUACCAUAUGGUUGUUCUUCCUAAGCUACCAAAGGAAAAAACAUGUGGGGGAGGAAAAUCAAGUUACGAGGUUGCUAAUUAUAUACAAAGACAAUUGGGUGAUGUUUUGGGAUUUGAAUGUACUAAGCUUACUAGAAAAGAUAAGUAUUUGAUGUUGGCUGGGAAUGAAGGAAUUGUCCAAGAUCAAAACUCAUAAAAAAUAAGAUAGAUUUUUCUUUUUCUUUCUUUUGGUACUAACAAAUCGAAAUAGGGGUUGUGUAGUUUGAUCUCUCUCCUGUAUUGGGGUUUGUUUUUGUGCUGUUUAAGUUCAUGAAUUUAUAUAAAUUUUGUGAUUCAUGUGAUAUUGUUGGGAUUUA